Ceraceosorus guamensis is the source of this 442-nucleotide messenger RNA. RefSeq lists its product as hypothetical. The coding region runs from base 104 to 352 and encodes 82 amino acids. Lineage: Eukaryota; Fungi; Basidiomycota; Exobasidiomycetes; Ceraceosorales; Ceraceosoraceae. The record is from RefSeq and is a predicted model, not a curated record. The transcript has a single exon.
UCACACGAUGCGAGAGCGUCUGCAUGUUUAUCUCUGGAAGCACUGGGCGAGUGUAAGCAAUGAUUCGGUGUAUGAGUAGGCUGCCACGCAUACAGUACCAGGCAUGCGAGCGGUCUUCGCUGUUGAGGAGAAGCGGGCACGAACCCUGACUCUCUCUCUCUCCCUCUCCGUGUCACCAUGCCGUGAGCACGCACCAGCUUGGCAAGGGCUACCACGCAGGCGAAUGCGGCUCCUUGGCACAGCCUCAAAAGGGAGCACAUCGACGCGGCACUGCUGGCUUUUCCCCUGCCCCCCCCCCCCCUCGCCCACCUCAAGUCACGAGUCCAGCUUCGACACGCCGUCGCUCGUGUGACGUGUUCCAUCAUCUUCGACCCAGCCUCAUCUCAUCUACAUAAGAGCUUGCCAAUCUCCCCCGCGCUCUUGCACACCCUCCACUACCCUC